CGGACCUGGCCUUGACUUCCUUACCAGAACCUUCAUCUUUCAUCAUCGUCAGCCACGACGACAAGAAACGACCUGUUCAACGACGUUUGGCCUUCUGCCUUUGUUUCAAUCUGGAUAUCAUCACCUGUGAUACACAGUAGAGCAGUUGCCCUUCCAACAGUCUUUCUCUCAGACUGGACACGACCUCGACAAUGCAGCCUUCAACAUAUGACAUUCAGCGUGAGGUCGAAGCCCUCAGAGACAUACGACGACGAUCUACAACGCCAGGAGCGCUCACCAUUGACCCUGACCUGCCUAAUCAAACCUCGCCAGCGUCGUCGACAUACUCUUGGUCAGGAGGAUCAACAGCGGACGAUUCAUCCAGCAGCUCCAAUGAAGAUGGAUCUAGCAGUAGCACUGGUCAUACAACAGUAGAGACUGAUAAUCCUACAGAUGAUCCUUUCCAUCUCUUCUGGGUCCCUGCCAGUGUUCAUCCCGAAAUCGCUCCGGCUGAAUUUCGCGAAUUCCUCAGAGAACAUUCUCGCUCACCACCUCCUGUAGAUGGCGCUCCAGUCAGCAGAUCAGGCUCCCUUUCUUCGCUCUCCGCAGGAGGACUUGGGAGGAAGAAAUCCAUGCUCAGUCGCCAAUAUAGACCUUCGGAAAAUGACGGUGUCGAAGAACAAGACGAACGAAUAGUUCCCCUCAGUCGCACUCGGAGCACUCGCUAUGUUAAUCAAGGCCCUCAACUCACCAUAAGCGACCUUCAGAAGCUGGAGCAACUGGCAGAAGAAGCUUCUGAGAGCGAUGAUCCCUCAAAGUUGAGAAAUAUCUUGCGAAGAAGUCUUAGUCUAAAUAUCUCUCCGACUGCCAUAGAGCAGAUGAAGAACAUGCCAGAUAUGGGCGACGAGGCUGACGCCCCCAUUAUCAUACCUCCUCGUGGUCAGAUCUUGAGGCGAACCAAUCGCACGAAAAUUCGGAAGCCUGCUCUACCUGGUGAUGGUGGAGGCCAUCGCUUUGGAGCCUCCAGACGUGGUGGACGCUCUGCCGCCGCUGCCGCUGCCGCCAUUACCACCACUACAACUUCAGAGCGCACAUCCAGUGACUAUUCAUCUAGCGACCACGAGCCAGAGGUUAGACCCAGAUUACUUAGCAACGAGUUUCCACCCGUGAGGCCAGAGUCUUUCAGUGAGGAGACUUCAAUCUAUGAUGCAUAUGUGAAUGAAGAGGAAGAGGUGUAUCCUUCUACUGUCGUAGUAACUACAUCCCCGCCUCCUCAAGAAGCGCCACGAGUGUCAUUGCAGCAGACACCCGCAGCUAAUCCCCCGCCAGAGCCAGAGCCAAUCUCAGUUCAACCUCUACCUGAUGUUGACGUCGAAGCAGUCCUGGUUCAGCCGGCACCUGACGCUGUGCUUCACCAGCCCCAGCCACAAAGGCUUCUAUCUCCUCAGGUCAUUUCUGAACCAUCACCACCUCCAGGUACUCCCUCUCCUCCUUCUUCGCCUAUCACCGAACCACCUGCGGCACCUCUUUCCUUCCUCUCCAGUCCCCCGCCGCCACAUCAACAUCAUCGCAAGGAAAAGGACAAGAAAGGCCUUUUUGGGAAGUGGGGUUCAGACAAGGGCGGGAAAAAAGCAAAAGAUCAUGCCAGAAGCGAAUCCGCAGAAAAAGAGAAAGAGAAGGAUUCGGGAUUCUUCGGGUCGCUGUUUGGUGGAAAGAAGAGUAAAGAUUCAGAGAGUUUUGCAUCAACAUCCUCCGCGCAUGGUCAUACCGCUGGACGAGAGGCUGCGCAGGCACUACUUGGAGCUAGCAAAAGUUCAAAGAGCUACCAACCACCUCCUUCGCCAGGUGCUCAGGCUAUCAACAACUAUUCGCGCUAUCCCAUACAUGUCGAGCGUGCCAUUUACCGGCUCAGUCAUAUCAAAUUGGCUAAUCCGCGCCGACCGCUCUAUGAGCAAGUGCUGAUUAGUAAUUUGAUGUUCUGGUAUUUGGGCGUUAUCAACAAGGCUCAGAACCCAACGGCUAAUGGGCAGACUGGUGUCGGCCAGACAGCAGCAGGAGGGGCCCCGAAUCCGACUGACAAAGAACAGCAAGAAAAGGAACAGAGGGAAGCGGAACAGAAGGAGAAGGAACGGCUGGAACAGGAACGGCAGGAACGAGAACAACGGGAGCAACGGGAACGGGAAAUGGAGAUGAAGAAGCAGAAGGAAGCUUUGCCGAAACGAGGACCUCUAACGAAACCAGCCCCGAUGGGUACAGGAGGUGGUAGAAGGGCCGAGAUACCUAUCCGAGGCCCUCAGUACGAGAUGCAACACCGAGAGAUGGAGCAAGCUUAUGGUGGAUACGCUGGAUAUAAUAGUGGGCCAACAUCACAGCAGGGCAUGCCUCAAGGACGAAGGUCCCCUGGCCAAGGUCAACGCGCUUCGCCAUCUCCACAAAGUGCUCCGCGCCUUGUACAACCGGCAGAUUCGCAGACUCCCGAUAAUUUCUACUACUCACCAGAUGCGGCCCAGAGUCAGCCUCAGCAAUCGGUGUAUGCCCAACAACAUCAGCAACAACGGUUACCUCCUGGUGCAAUGCCACCAGUGGAGAAAUCCAAUUGGGCUACUCCUGGUGGCCCGAGGCAGUCCAACUCAUCGCCGCCACCAAUACUCGGAUCAAACCCCCAACGACGCUCGCAGUCGCCUCCGAACGCCUUCAGCCAGCAGGGAGCAUAUGGUAAUAAUAUGUCGACUGGUGGGGGUCGAACGCCUGGACGAUCAUUAUCAGCCACUGCAGUUCCUUCUCCUUCGCCCCCCAAUGCGAACGGAAGGAUACGCAAAGGAGUUAGCGCUCAUGCAGUUCCUUCAAAAGCCAGACCACGUACGCCUGAAAGCCCCUUACUUGCGUACCCAACAAAUGGCGUGGCGGAAGAAGAGGAUGUACCUCUGGCUGUCUGGCAACAGCAGCGAAAGCGAUGAAAGUUUCUGUUGUACAUCCUCCGUCUCCUUCACUUUGUAUCUCUCUGUCCUUCUGCUUCUCCGCAUCUAGAUUACAAUAUGAGUGGAAUUUUUCGUCGUCGUCGACAUCAU
Messenger RNA from Lentinula edodes (shiitake mushroom), 3047 nucleotides. RefSeq lists its product as uncharacterized. The record is from RefSeq and is a predicted model, not a curated record. Bases 192 to 2936 code for a protein of 914 amino acids. Lineage: Eukaryota; Fungi; Basidiomycota; Agaricomycetes; Agaricales; Omphalotaceae. The transcript has 3 exons. Gene Ontology annotation, biological process: establishment of cell polarity; positive regulation of G2/M transition of mitotic cell cycle. Gene Ontology annotation, cellular component: cell septum; cytoplasm.